GAGCGACAGGUCUCGGGCCCCCCCAGGCGGAGCGGCGGGCGCCGAACCCCCAGGCGGAGCGGCGGGGCGCCGGACCCCAGGCGGAGCGGCGGGCGCCGGACCCCCAGGCGGAGCGACAGGUCUCGGGCCCCCAGGCGGAGCGGCGGGCACAGAGUCACCAGGCACGACAGUGGGCUCCGAGUCAACUGGCAUGACCGCUGGCACUGGGUCAGACAUUGGAUCGUCUGGCUGGACAGCGGGCAUCGGUCACCAGGCAUCAGGUCAUUUGGCUCGACAGCGGGCACCGCGUCAUCUGGCAAGGCAGUGGGCUCCGAGUCAACUGGCAUGACCGCGGGCACUGGGUCAGACAUUGGAUCGUCUGGCUGGACAGCGGGCAUCGGGUCACCAGGCAUCAGGUCAUUUGGCUCGACAGCGGGCACCGCGUCAUCUGGCAAGGCAGUGGGCUCCGAGUCAACUGGCGUGACCGCGGGCACUGGGUCAGACAUUGGAUCGUCUGGCUGGACAGCGGGC
Messenger RNA from Staurois parvus, 510 nucleotides. The record is from the annotation of a GenBank genome assembly. Lineage: Eukaryota; Metazoa; Chordata; Amphibia; Anura; Ranidae.